AUUGAAUCCGCGUGAGUUUUGGCGGUCAGUCUACUGCGCGUGUUGUCAAAAAGAUGGCUAAAAGAACGAAGAAAGUUGGCAUAGUUGGAAAGUAUGGUGUUCGUUACGGUGCUUCUCUCAGGAAGACCAUCAAGAAAAUCGAAAUCAGCCAACAUGCUAAAUACAACUGCAAUUUCUGUGGAAAGGAUUCGUUAAAGAGAAAAGCAGCAGGCAUAUGGGAAUGCAAGGCGUGCAAAAAGGUAGUAGCUGGGGGCGCUUAUGUCUGCAGCACUACUGCCGCGACUACAAUCCGAGCUGCUAUUAGGCGCUUGCGUGAUGCUCACGAGUCAUGAACUAUGUUUUUUUAAAUAUAGCUGGUGCACUUCCUGAA
Molecule: messenger RNA, 370 nt
Organism: Schistosoma intercalatum
Lineage: Eukaryota; Metazoa; Platyhelminthes; Trematoda; Strigeidida; Schistosomatidae
Source: the annotation of a GenBank genome assembly